AUGCCUCUGAGCAGCCUGGAUGCCGUGAAACGGUCCCUGCGGGUGACUCGGGCAAAGUUUCUCCAAAACGUAAAGGAAUUGCUCAGGCGCAGGAGCAAGGUCGUCCGCAAGUCUCGGAACCAGCUCCGCAAGGCUGAAAAGAAGGUCAAGGAACUGGGCGGCGAGGUUUCUGAAGAGGUGUCAGACUACAGCUCGAUGCUAUGCGACACAUCGUCAGGGAGUGACAGCAGCUCAGGCACAGAGGGAGAGCAGGCUUCCGAGGCACCUCCAAAGGAGAUUGCCGCGCCCAAACGAAAGGGUGAGGAAGGGCCUGCAGCAAAGGCUAAGGUUGCUCCUAAGGUGAAGGCUUCCCCGCAGGGGAAACCUGACCCGAAAGCAAAGCCUGAGCCGAAGGCCAAGUCACGCAGGAGCCGGGCCACCUAUCCCGAGAUCCCACCAGGAGAGCCAGCUCCGAAUCACAUGGGCAAGCCGAACGCUGAAGGCGAGCGCUACCCAGGGUACCCGAGAAAGGACCCUCAACGCUGCGAUGCGUGCGAGCAGCUCCGUCGGACACCGUCCUGGCUGUCCCUGGAAAGCGCGCGGGUGAAUGACGACAACGCCGCAAAGCAUCUAAAAUGCUCGGACUCUCUUGCUAUGCACCACUGGAAGGUUUCGCCGCUGAAGUGA
Molecule: messenger RNA, 666 nt
Organism: Symbiodinium natans
Lineage: Eukaryota; Dinophyceae; Suessiales; Symbiodiniaceae
Source: the annotation of a GenBank genome assembly